AUGCCGGCCUCACAACUAUCGCAGCUCAAGGCUGCGCUAUCAGGAGCUGGCCUAGACCGGAAAUCCGUCAGCAAAAAGGACAAGAAGGCGUUCAAGAAGGGUGGCGCGAGGGAGACGGACCGGCAAAAGAAGUUUGACAAGCUGGAUGAUAUCCGGAAGGGGUUGAACAAGUUUGACGAGCGGGAGACCAAGACCAAGCACGAUGUCGGCGGUCGUGUGCUCAAGGGCGUUGUCGGGAAGCCGAGUGCGAGCAAGCAGGCUGGAUUGGAACAGCGCAAGAAGAACCUCUUGCCCGAGCAUCAGCUCCGAAACCACACCGGGACAUUCAACGACCGUCGAUUCGGUGAGAACAAUCCGGGCCUUUCAGUCGACGAACGAAUGCAAGAGCGAUACACUCGCGAGCGGCAACGCGGGCAGGGCAAGAAGGGGAUGUUCAAUCUCGAAGACGAUGAGGAUACGGACCUCUUUGGCUUUGACGAGGGGACAGCUCUCGGAGGCUUGACCCAUGGCGGCCGGAAUGUCAUGGACUUGCAGGGGGAUGACUUUAUGGCGCAAGGCCUGGGAGAGGACGAGGAGGACGAUGGGGAGAGGGGGAACAUCAAUCGCAGGGUGGUAGACCGGACGCACUUUGGUGGAUUUGAGGAGCAGGAGGGAGGGGAGGAGAGGAAGAAGAGCAAGCAGGAAGUCAUGGCGGAGGUUAUGGCCAAGAGCAAGGAGUACAAGUUUGCUCGUCAGCAGCAGCAAGAGAUCGACGCUGGGAUGCGAGAAGCCCUCGACGCAGAUAUGAACGACCUACACGCACUUCUCGCUGAAUCCGCCCCGACCAAAUCUACCGUCUCUCUCCCAUCGACCGCCGGCCCAUCACGCAUCCCGGAUGUCUCCACUCAUCCCAAAGGCGUCGACGGGGAAUAUGACCAGCUCGUCCGCGAGCUUGCCUUCGAUACGCGUGCCAAGCCCAAGAACCGGACCAAGACGGAGGAAGAGCUGGCGGUGGAAGAGAAGGAGCGCUUGGAGGCGGCCGAGGCGAAGCGUCUGCGCCGGAUGAGAGGGGAGGAGAGUGAUGAUGAGGAUGAGGGGAGUCGGAAGAAGCGGAAAAAGGAGAAGAAGGGAGAUGCGGAUGAUCUCGAGGAUGAUUUUGAUGAGGAUGAUCUGCUGGGGCCGGGGUUGACGAGGGAGGGGAUUGAGAAUAUGAAGGUGCCGAAAGUGACGGAUGUGGAUGAGAGCGAUGAGGAGGAAGCGUCAGAAGAGGGAGAUGAAGAGGAGGGAGAUAGCGGUGAAGAGGAGGGCAGUGAGGAUGAGGAGGAGGAAGACGACGAGGAUGAGGACGACGAGAGCGAGGCGUCAUCGAUGGCAGAUCUGGAUGAGGAGGAAGGUCUGGAAGGGGAGGACGACGAGAUGACGGGAGAGAUCGUCAAGGGGAAGAAGCGAUCGUCUUCCUCUGCCAAGGGCAAGUCGAAGGAGAUCCCCUUCACUUUCCCCUGCCCGUCCACCAUCGAGGAGUUCGAGGAUAUCCUGGAAGACCUGGACGAUGAAGUCUACCCUACAGUCGUCCAGCGUAUCCGAGCCUUGCAUCACCCCAGUCUCGCCCAGGGGAACAAGGAAAAAUUACAGGAAUUCCUAGGUGUCCUCAUCGACCUGAUCCUCCUGCUCGCCUCCCGCCCAACCCCCGCCUUCUCCCUCAUCUCCUCCCUCCAACCCCACCUUAUCGCCCUUGUCAAGCUCAACCCAAUCACCGCCGCUUUCCACUUCACCGCCAAGCUCUCCCUGAUGCAGAAGAACCUCACCCGCGGUCUCGCCCGGAAUCCGAACGAUCCGGCUGCCAAGACGUGGCCUGGUGCUGCCGAGCUAGUUCUCUUGCGGAUCAUAGGGAGCGUAUGGUCCACGAGCGACUUUAGCCAUCCCGUCGUCGUACCGGCGGUGUUGCUCAUGGGGCAAUAUCUGAGUCAGGCGAGAAUACGCAGCGUGUCGGAUCUAGCGGCGGGAUUGUUCUUGGUCUCCAUUCUGGCUCAGUACGAAGCCGAGUCAAAGCGGAUCGUACCCGAAGCGCUCAACUUUAUCGCCGCUUCCGUUCUCGCCCUCCUCCCUCGGCGCAAAGAUGCCACCGCAGUCUCGACCUACCCGGAAUUACAAGCACCAUCCACCAAUCUCUUCAUCGUCUCCUCUCUCGCUUCAUGCCCACAAGAGCCCGUCGACCUGGCUCAGUGCUUGUCAGCUUCAGCAGAGAGCACCGACGCAGAGAUCGACCAGUGCAAGGUCGACCUCCUGGCCGCCGUGCUGCGUCUGACCGAGACGUACGCGAUGAUGUAUACCAACAUUGAUGCGUUCAUCGAGCUCUUCCGGCCAAUCCAGGCCAUACUGGAGUCCAGCCGGAUAGCCAAGCUAUCCUCAGCCGUCAAGACCAAGCAUCAGACCAUCCUCUCCACCCUGACCCGUCAACUCCACUUCGCCUCCACCGCACGCCAGCCCCUCGCGCUCCAAGCCCACAAACCCCUCGCCAUCCGCUCCCACACACCCAAGUUCGAAUCCGAUUUCGCGCCUGGAAAGCACUACGACCCGGACGUCGAGCGGAACGCCACGGCCAAGCUCAAGUCGCUCUACAAGAAGGAGAAGAAGGGUGCUAUUCGGGAACUGCGCAAGGACAACCGGUUCCUCGCGGGUGUCAAGGCUGGGGAGGCGAGGGAGAAGGAUGCGGGAUACAGGGAGAGAAUGCGCAAAGUGGAGGGAAGUAUACAGGUGGAGAGGGCGGAAGAGAAGGAGAUGGAAAGGGAGAAGAAGAGGGAGAAGAGGAGGGCGGGCAAGUAG
Dioszegia hungarica is the source of this 2802-nucleotide messenger RNA. RefSeq names its product putative nucleolar protein. NCBI's taxonomy places the organism in Eukaryota, Fungi, Basidiomycota, Tremellomycetes, Tremellales, Bulleribasidiaceae. Gene Ontology annotation, cellular component: Noc4p-Nop14p complex; small-subunit processome; nucleolus. The record is from RefSeq and is a predicted model, not a curated record. The transcript has 7 exons. Gene Ontology annotation, biological process: maturation of SSU-rRNA. The coding region runs from base 1 to 2802 and encodes 933 amino acids.